This is a messenger RNA of Ostertagia ostertagi, 306 nucleotides long. NCBI's taxonomy places the organism in Eukaryota, Metazoa, Nematoda, Chromadorea, Rhabditida, Trichostrongylidae. The record is from the annotation of a GenBank genome assembly.
AUGACGGAGAAGUCAGGGACUGGUGCCACAGGCGAUGAAACUGGCGGAACUGGCGCGACCGGCACAACUGGCAACCAGGAAGGAGCUGACGACAAGGACGAGAAGAAGGGAGCUCGAUGGGACCGGCAGUCAAAUGGGGGGCACUACUGGUGGCACUACUGGGGGAGAAGGCACUACUGGAGCUACAGGAAACGAGGACACCCGUGUUACAAAGUUCUCUGCAUCGUAUUCUCACUGUUGGCACUAGCAUCUCUUGCAACAGCAAUGACCAUGGGAGCGUUGAUUUUAAACGAAGCAGGACGUUGA